Messenger RNA from Cyphomyrmex costatus, 1407 nucleotides. Its product is annotated as ABC transporter G family member 23. Gene Ontology annotation, cellular component: membrane. The transcript has 8 exons. The record is from RefSeq and is a predicted model, not a curated record. NCBI's taxonomy places the organism in Eukaryota, Metazoa, Arthropoda, Insecta, Hymenoptera, Formicidae. Gene Ontology annotation, molecular function: ABC-type transporter activity; ATP hydrolysis activity; ATP binding. The annotation marks the transcript as partial.
UUCCAGGAAGUAAUCAUUUGAGAAAAAAUAGUUCUAUUUCAACUGAUCAAGUACCAUUAUACAAAAUGGUACAACAGAAUGCCGUGAUCAUUCGAAAUGCUGUAAAACGUUAUGGGAAAGAUUUAGUUUUCGACGAUUUGAAUAUGACCGUACAAAGGAAUUCCAUAUACGGAUUGUUGGGAGCGAGUGGAUGCGGCAAAACCACUCUGCUGUCCUGUGUCGUGGGAAUUCGAAAUCUUGACAGUGGAGAGAUGUGGGUCUUGGGAGGAAAUCCGGGUAGUAAGAGUUCUGGCAUUCCUGGACCUCGAGUAGGUUACAUGCCGCAAGAGAUUUCCUUGGUUGGAGAGUUUUCCGUAAGCGGUGCCUUCUACUACUUUGGUAGAAUCAACGGUCUCGAGGAUGAGGAGAUCGAGACGAGACAGAGGUUCCUCUCGGAGUUGCUUCAAUUACCCUCAGAUAAUCAUCUGGUAAAGAACAUCAGUGGAGGUGAAAAAAGAAGGGUUUCCCUUGCAGUAGCGUUGAUCCACAAGCCCGAACUUUUAAUUCUCGACGAACCCACUGUGGGGUUGGAUCCAGUUUUGAGAGAGAAAAUUUGGUCCUACAUGAUCCAGAUUACUCAGGAGGAAAGUAUUACAGUACUAAUCACGACACACUACAUUGAAGAAACUAAAGAUGCUAAUAAAAUUGGUUUGAUGAGAUGUGGUAAAUUGUUAGCGGAAUCAGCACCGCAGGAAUUGCUGGCGCGAUACCAAUGUUCGUUCUUAGAAGAAGCUUUUUUGAAGUUAUGCAAUAUCCAAAAUAAUACAGUCACUUUGGAUGAAGCUCAAGGAUCCGAAGUAGAAGAUAUGCGCGGUAACGUCUUGCACCAGGAUCAAAAUCAACAUUGUGAACCAACAAAAGCAUACUUGAAGUACGAAGCAGUUUCAAAACGUCCAGUUUCGCGAUUGAGAAGGUAUAAAGCACUAUUGACAAAGAAUGGCACUCAAUUUUUACGUGAUUAUGGAGGACUAAUUUUCGCAGUAGUAUUUCCGAUACUUCAAAUGGGCGUAUUUAUUAUAGCAAUUGGUGAUGAUCCAAAAAAUUUGAAAAUUGGUGUCGUCAACAAAGAAGUCGAAAACUGUAAUUCCGACAGCAACUUUGGCAAUGUUUGGAGUGACGAACUCACUUGUCAUUUUGGUAACCUCAGUUGUAGAUUUCUACAUAAAUUUGACAAUUCUAUUGCUACACAGGAGUAUUAUGAAGACAUUCCCAAGGCAAGACAGGCUGUACAAAAUGCAAAGCUCAGUGGUGUAAUCUAUUUUAGUCAAAACUUCUCCGAAGCUUUGCAAAUACGCGUGGAAGAAGCCACUUUCGCAAAAGAUUCCGAUCUACUCGCCAGCCAGAUUCAAGUUUUCCUCGAUAUGGGAG